This is a messenger RNA of Helobdella robusta, 1296 nucleotides long. RefSeq lists its product as hypothetical. The record is from RefSeq and is a predicted model, not a curated record. The coding region runs from base 1 to 1296 and encodes 431 amino acids. NCBI's taxonomy places the organism in Eukaryota, Metazoa, Annelida, Clitellata, Rhynchobdellida, Glossiphoniidae. The transcript has 3 exons.
AUGGAAUUUUUAUUUUCGGCUUUUUCAAGGGAGUCUGACCAAAAAAGCGGUCGGGCCGAUAGCUUUAGUGAUAAGCUAAGUAGUAAAUACACAGUCAGCCUUUUGUCACUUUUCGCCUUGCUUUCCAGCUCAACUUUAAUUAUAGAUGAACCUAUAAGCUGUUGGUGCCCAACUGAAUUUACAUCAAGUCAGACUGACUACGUUACCAAGUACUGUUGGACCUCGAUAACGUUCAGUGUACCGGACAGCGUGGCAGUCAGGAACACUAAAGAGAGGCGUCUUAUCAGUUUCUACCAGUGGGUGAGUCUCAUGUUGGCAUUCCAGGCUUUUCUCUUCUACCUACCAAAUCCCCUAUGGAAAAUUUUUAGCAAAAAAUCCGGAUUAGCACUUAGUUCCGUGACGGAUGCUUCGUCAACGUGUCGCAAGUGUCCGGAUCUCGAGGAGUCGGAGAACAAUUUGAGAUACGUCGCCAGUACGUUGUUCAAUUAUCUAAACACCAUCGGGAAAACCCACAAAAGUAGAGGAAUUUUCGAGAGAGUGGUGUGGGUGCCGGGAGGUAAUUACAUGUCAUUCCUCUACCUCUUCAUCAAAUGUUUGUACAUGGCAAACGCAGUUGGGCAGCUGUACAUGCUGAACUCUUUCCUCGGCUACAAAUACAGUUUAUACGGUCUCGAGGUCUUGAACAACAUUUCAACAAAUUCAGAAGUUUUCCAAUCGAAAAGAUUUCCAAAGUAUGCUUACUGCACGCCGACAAUAAGGGUCUUGAAUAACAACCACAAGUACAUAGUGCAGUGCGCUCUACCUAUGAACAUGCUGUACGAAAUGAUCUUCCUCAUCAUCUGGUUCUGGUUGGUCAUCGUCAUGGUGACCACAGCUUCUAGCCUAUUGAAGUGGCUGGCGCUAACUUUCGUGCGCCACUUACAGUGCAGCUACGUUUUAGAAAUGUUGCGGCAGUCCGGACAGCUGCAGCAGAGAUUCGGGAGCUGCAGCAGCAGUAGCGAGGAGUACCAGAAAGAACAAGUCGAGGUAGAUCAGUUCGUGAGCUCCUUCUUAAGGAGAGAUGGAUGCUUCAUACUGAUGAUGAUUGAUGAGAACGCUGGGUCGUGGGUCACGUCGAAAGUUAUGGGAGAACUUUGGUUGAAGUAUUUGGAGAAGAAAUCCAUCAGGAAGAAAAUUAUUCCUGAAAAGUGUUUGGAACUGUUGAAAGGAAUAUCAGACGAAGGCAUUGAACUUGAUAACACCGCGUGCCCAUCAAAAAAUUCAUCUCUCGAGGAGGUUUGCUUGAAAAUGGCUUGA